Messenger RNA from Nicotiana attenuata, 1210 nucleotides. Its product is annotated as dnaJ homolog subfamily B member 7-like. NCBI's taxonomy places the organism in Eukaryota, Viridiplantae, Streptophyta, Magnoliopsida, Solanales, Solanaceae. The transcript is spliced from 5 exons. The record is from RefSeq and is a predicted model, not a curated record. Bases 152 to 727 code for a protein of 191 amino acids.
GCCGACUCUGAAAUUUUACCUUUAUAAAUAUUUUCUUUAACACCCUAUUCAUGUCACAAGUUUCUUGAUUUGAGAUUUACUUGAUUUUUUUGCAUGAAAAAUAGAGUGUACCCUUUUGGCCUAUAUUGUUGUUAAUUGAGUGAAUUUGGAGAUGGAGAUGGAGUUUUUUAAAGAAAGGUGGCCAUCAUAUUAUAGUGUUCUUGGUGUUAAUGUAAACUCUUCUGAUGAAGAAAUUAAACGUGCUUAUAGAAAGCUAGCUAUGCAAUGGCAUCCUGAUAAAUGGACGAGGACGCCAUCAUUAUUAGGUGAAGCUAAGAGGAAGUUUCAGCAAAUCCAAGAAGCCUAUUCAGUGUUGUCGGAUCAGAAGAAGAGAAUGAUGUAUGAUGCAGGAUUGUAUGACCCUGAGGAAGACGAGGAUGAGGGAUUUGCUGAUUUUCUACAAGAAAUGGUAUCUCUAAUGGAUAAUGCAAGGAAAGAGGAGAAAAAUUACAGUAUGGAGGAGCUACAGGGCAUGUUUUGGGAGAUGGCACAAGGAUUUGAGACUACUAAGUCUAACUUCUCUCAACAACAAGAUUUCGAGUCCUCGCGAUGGUUUUGCAGUCCUUCGGCUUAUAAUCACCCUAGAACUUCAGGGACAGCUCAGUUAGAUACAAAUUUUACAGACAGAAAUCCAUUCUUGGAUUUCUCAAACAUGGAGAUGCAUGCAGCUAAUCGUUUCUGUAGAUAAAGCGAUUUCACGAUAAUUUUCAGCAACGAGAAAUGCACGCGAAGAUUUUUGCUCUUAAUGUUUCUGCAUCUUAAGAUGUUGGUAGAAUCACUUGAGUGUAGCAAUGUGCAAAGGAGAUCUGAGAAUUUUGGCUCUGAAUGAAGCAUAUGUAGUUAGACGCGAUCAUAUCAGCACUAACACACAGAGGAUACUAUCACACAGGAUAGUAUGUAGUUGAAAUUUCAAGUAAAAGCAUAAGAUUAGGGGUGACAGUAGAAAUGUGACUUUGUAUUGUUGCAGACAAGAUACCAGAGUUAUUACUGACUGGUGUUGUUAGCUACAGGUUUCUGUGUGGUGAUGAGAUGUUUUUUCAAAUUUCUUCUGUACAGAAAUGGAAUGAGAUUCAAGAAUUGGGCAUGUUUUGUAGCUACUUGAGGUUGUUGAGAUGUACUAUUUGUAGUGUUAAUUUGAAUGAGACUUUGGCGAAACAUAUGCAUGCCAUAA